AUGACGGCUGCCUUCAUGAUGCUCAUUGUCACCAGUGUUUGCAGUUUGUCUGCUAAACACAUCUAUAUGCCAAGGGCAAAAAUAUGGUCUGAAGCUCAGGCAGACUGCAGGGCCAACUUUAUUGAUCUUUCAGCAAUCACCAGUAAGACGGAAAAUGAAGCAUUCAAAAUGGAACAUGGAGACAAAUCUGGAUGGAUUGGUCUCUACAGGGAUUCCACCAGCCCCACUGAAUAUAGCUGCAGCGGAUGGCUACUUUAUUCCGGCUUUAUCCCCAGAGAUUACUUCUGCUUCAGCCUGAUUGUCAUUGAGGAGAAAAAGUCCUGGGAAGAGGCUCUGGAGUACUGCAGAGAGAAACACGCCGAGAUCACCAGCCUGGUCUCUGAGCAUGAGGUCCUCCUGGCUCAGAAGGUGAUCCAGCCGAACAGCAUCACUGAUCCGGUCUGGAUCGGCCUGUGUUUUCUGGGAAAUCGCUGGCUGUGGGUGAAUGGAGACCCUCUGGAGUAUCAGGCCUGGACCAUGGGAGAAGAGCACAGCCAGUGUCUGGAAAAGGGACGCUGCGGAGCUCUCGCCAAAGGGGGGCAGUGGGAAAACCGGGACUGCCAGGAGAGACUCAGCUUUAUCUGCUACUAA
Molecule: messenger RNA, 630 nt
Organism: Sphaeramia orbicularis (orbiculate cardinalfish)
Lineage: Eukaryota; Metazoa; Chordata; Actinopteri; Kurtiformes; Apogonidae
Product: snaclec macrovipecetin subunit beta-like
Exons: 2
Coding region: 1-630 (209 amino acids)
Source: RefSeq, a predicted model, not a curated record